This is a messenger RNA of Dendronephthya gigantea, 1368 nucleotides long. RefSeq lists its product as uncharacterized. The transcript has 7 exons. The record is from RefSeq and is a predicted model, not a curated record. Bases 454 to 1368 code for a protein of 304 amino acids. Lineage: Eukaryota; Metazoa; Cnidaria; Anthozoa; Malacalcyonacea; Nephtheidae.
UCACAUGGAUGGUAACAUGAAACUUUAUCGGUACAAAUCUGCUGGGAUGUAAGUACAUUUUGUACACUGAAUCACAGACGAUGCAUUGCAGGAAUGCACUAGCUUGGAGGGAAAUCGUCAGCUCAUAUACAACUGAAAUGCGUCUUGUAUAUCACCUAGAAAGAGUUUCAAAGUUAUUUCAUCAUAUGUAUGUUUUAAAGAGGAUAAAUUGAAAUUAUUUAGCAGGAAAAGAGAUUGCUACUAUGGAGAUGCUUUAUUGCUUCAAAUGAAAAAGUUCAACAUCAUCUCUGUAAAAUUUACAAAAAAGGAAAGGAAAAGGUCACAGAUGAUUCUAAGUGUGGCGAUUCUAUUUGGCAUGCUGCUGGAAAUACUUUGAAGAAAAAGAAAAUUGUUGAUGAAACUGGGCUAGAAAUUGCUGGCUGUCGUCACAGUGUUGCCCAGCAUGCAGUUAGCAUGAAGCACGGAGAAGUGUAUGGCUAUGCACAUUAUAUGCAAAAGGAAUAUUACCUUCGUCGUACAACACAAUUCUUCUGGUAUGAUGUCAUCUGCAAGUAUUGGCCUUGGCUGUGUAAAAAUGAUGUAACCACAUCUCAAAAGAUGAAACCUGCUCUUUCCGUAAUGCAUGCCAAAGCACAUGCUUGGUAUUGCCAGGUUAUUUGGGGAGGGCGAUGGCAAGAUGGCGCUUCUGCAACAACAGGAGAGGAAGUAGAACAGAUUAACAGUCAUUUCUCGCGGUUAGGGUGCACUACCAAGCAUAUGUUACCUGAAGGACGAGAGGAAUUGCUGACUGAACAUGCACUGGAGUGGAAUAAAAGAAAAAUAACCAAACUGUCAAGUAUUCUUGCGAAAAGAUAUACAAAAGCUAAAGAUAAAACCGCCAUCAUGCAGAAAGAAUUAGAAAGCAUGUCAGAGAAACUUGAGUGUGAUCCAACAACAUUACAGAAAUGGAAAGAAGAUAUAUUUGACGCUGCUAAACUGGAUGAAAAAUCGAGAAAUAAAAGAUAUUCCAUAACUCCGGAGGAAAUGAAAUACAUAUGUCAUUUGCUCACAUUAGAUGUGUUAACGCCAAAAGAGAAGGCCUUGUUUGACGUUGCUGAAAAGAUUUAUAAGGAAAAAUCUAAACAGUUUCAGCCCAAGAUCUGUCGCAAUUAUUCCUUUGGUGAAGGUGUUUUAAAAAAUAAAUCUUUGGAAUAUUUGAGAUACAAUAUGGAAUUCCAUCAUAACGCGAUCUCUCAUCUGGCAUUUAACAUUGCAAAACUUGCAGAUUCUUCGAAGCAACGAAAUAAGUUAAGGAGAAAGAUCAGCAAAGAGAAAGAGAGUAUCCAUUCUUUGAUUUCAAUUAUAAUCGAAUUGCAGACGAACCGCUAA